AUGGAUCCCAAGUUGUACGUGUGUGCUUUGGCUGGAGAUAUGUUUAGACUGAGACAACUGAUCUCAGGAGAUGAACAUAUACUGGAAAGUUCAGAAACAGUAAAUUCGAACGGCAACAAUAUCUUACAUAUAUCAGCCAUCUACGGGCACGUCAACUUUACUCGUGAAGUACUGAGUUUAAAGCCGGAGCUGUCAAGCGAGUUGAAUGAAGCAGGGUUCUCCCCACUUCAUUUGGCUGCAGCCAAGGGGCACUUGGGCAUCAAGUUGUUGCUGGCCGUAGAUCCCGACCUCUCUUCUUUGAAGGACAAGCAUGGCCAACUUCCGGCACAUGCUGCAGCCAUGAAGGGCAGCUGUCCACCCCUGGAGAACAGGAUAGGCGUCGUGGGGUUCUUGAUGGGGUUGGAAGAGGUACAAAGUAUGGUCAAUGAGGGAGAUUGCAGCGGCAAUACCGCUUUGCAUUUGGCAGCGGCAAGAAACCUAAGAGAGCCUUUGCCUGGAAGCUAG
Molecule: messenger RNA, 504 nt
Organism: Nymphaea colorata (pocket water lily)
Lineage: Eukaryota; Viridiplantae; Streptophyta; Magnoliopsida; Nymphaeales; Nymphaeaceae
Exons: 3
Coding region: 1-504 (167 amino acids)
Cellular component (GO): plasma membrane
Molecular function (GO): protein phosphatase regulator activity; protein phosphatase 1 binding
Source: RefSeq, a predicted model, not a curated record